GGCUGGCUCGUGACAGCGGCGCGGGGCUUUAGUCGCCUGUCAGUGGGACGGGGUUGGAGGAGGCGGAGUCCGUGCGGCGGACCAGUUUGCCAACCUCUGUGAAGGAAUACCUCAUUGGACUUUGAUUCUGGACUCUGAGACUCAGAAUCUGAAAAUACAAAUUCCAGAACAAAUGAGGGAGAACAGAAAGAAAGGAAUGUUUUUACAAAAAAAUGAAGUUUCUAUUAAAGUAAACAAAAUGCUGACUGGCUGAGUUAUCAGGUUUAAAUUGGGCACCGGGGAACACAUUUGGAGUAAAGAUUAAUCUACAGAUUGGUAAUUCAGUUGGCUGCCACAGGUAACAAGUCAAGAUGUUGCCCUCAUCGAGUAGGAUUUCAACGUUUGAAACUAGACACCCUCUGGAAACAGAUGUUCAAGAAACUGGUAUAGAUCCAUUACAAAAUGAACUAGUAAAAGAUGAUGAUAACGGUGAAAAUAAUGAAAACCAGCAAAUAAAAAUGCUUUCAGAGUUGGACAGUGGGAAAUACAGCUCUUACAGCAAAGAAUGGGAAGACCUAUUUGGACAUAUUAAUUAUUUUGCAAGCAUAAGACUGAAGGGGAUUAAUGGGCAGCUGAGAAGCAGCAGAUUCCGCAGUGUUUGUUGGAAGCUGUUCUUGGAUGUUCUGCCUGAGAACAAAAAGCAGUGGCUUAAUAAGAUAGCAGAAUUAAGAUCUCACUAUGAGCAGAUCAAAGAAAUUCAUAUCACAAAUCCUCGGAAAGCUGCUGGACAGCAAGAUCUGGUUGUCAACAAUCCACUUUCACAGGAUGAGGGGAGUCUUUGGAACAAGUUUUUUCAGGAUAAAGAACUUCGGGCAAUGAUUCAGCAAGAUGUGACUAGAACAUUUCCUGAAAUGCAGUAUUUCCAACAGGAAAGUGUGAGGCAGAUCUUGACAGAUAUCCUGUUUUGUUAUGCGAGAGAAAAUGAGCAGCUGCUUUACAAGCAGGGCAUGCAUGAACUGCUGGCUCCUCUCGUCUUUAUUCUACACUGUGAUCACCAAGCCUUCUCACAUGCUAGUGAAACAGCAAAUCCAAGUGAGGAAAUGAAAGCUCUCCUCAAUCCAGAGUUCUUGGAACAUGAUGCUUAUGCAAUGUUCUCACAACUUAUGGACACUGCAGAACCAUGGUUUUCAACUUUUGAAAGAGAAAUAAGAAAGGGAAAAGAAGAGAUGGUUACAGCUGUACCAUUUGCAAGACCUCAGGACAUGGGACCGUCACUUGCCAUAGUUUCCAAAGUAAAUCGCAUUCAAGACCAGCUGUUAAAGAAAUUUGACACCGAGCUAUACAUGCACCUCAAUCGACUAGAAAUAGCACCUCAGAUUUAUGGAAUACGUUGGGUCAGACUUUUGUUCGGACGAGAAUUUCCUCUUCAGGAUCUCUUGGUGAUCUGGGAUACUUUGUUUGCGGACAGUGUUACCCUGGAUUUAGUUGACUAUAUUUUUGUAGCAAUGCUGUUAUACAUAAGAGAUGUUUUAAUUGCUAGUAACUAUCAAACCUGCCUCGGAUUGCUUCUCCAUUACCCUUCUGUAGAAGAUGUACAUUCCUUAAUUCAGAAAGCACUCUUCUUACGAGAUCCAAAGAACAACCCAAGACCUGUGAAUUACCAGUUCCAACAGAAUCUAGAUUAUUACAGGGCACGUGGUGCAGAAAUUGUAAAUAAGACACGUGCUGGGCCAAAGGUUGCUCCCCUCAACAUCAAUAAAGUGUCCAAUAGCUUAAUGAACCUUGGAAGGAAACUGAUAAAUCCAGCUAUCUUAGUUGGUGGUACCAGCGGUUUUCAAAAUAUUGGAACAAACUGCAGUAGCAAUCCUGCACCCCACCCAUCCUCCCACAAAGCCAUGGUAGAGCACACCCAACAACAUCAGCAACAGCGAAUGAUGAAAUCUGAAAGCAUGCCUGUGCAGCUCAGCAAAGGACAGGUAGUUACAGGAGAUGAUGCUAAGGCUUGUACCCCUGCCAAGACUAUUACUGAGCUCCCAGGUCAUGGUGCCACUCAUAUUAAUGCCUCACCAAGUACUGAGAGUUUGCCUACUGCAAAAGAUAACACAGCAUCUCCUCCGUAUUCUACUGCUAAAAAGGAUUCAUUCUUCAGUACAAUCUCUCGUUCACGGUCACAUAGCAAAACUAUGGGCGGCCGAAAAGACAUGGAGGAUGAAUUGGAGGCACAGGUCUCAUUUCUUCAAGGGCAACUGAAUGACCUCGAGGCAAUGUGUAAAUUCUGUGCUAAGAUGAUGAAUGUACACAUAUGCAAAAUACAAGAUGUGAUUCUAAAAGAAAGCCUUCAAAAGGAAGACGAAGUCCUGGUAUCACUGGCUGGACUUAAACAGAUUAAAGACAUUCUGAAAGGAUCUCUGCGGUUUAACCAGAGUCAGCUGGAAGCAGAGGAAAAUGAAGAGAUUACAAUAGCAGAUAACCAUUACUGUUCCAAUAAUCGAGGAGAAGGUGCAGAAGGUGAGAGCAAAAAGUUGCCAAAUGCUGACAGGGAGAUGCAGGCCACUGUGAAAAGAGAAGAGGCCACAUCACUGACUUCCUUGAAUUCAGAUGGUAGAAAUUCAGAUGACUACAUCUUAGUUUCUAAAGAAGAUGAUGACUUGGUGCAUGAGCACCCCUCUGAAAAUUUGGAAACAACAGGAGGUGCAUCAGAGAAACAUCAAACUUCACAGGUGCCAAACACCUCUGAAGCAACUAGAAAACAAACAAAGCAAUCUCCGGUGUUUUCUGACCCUCUAACCAGUGGAGUCCUGGGGUCACCAUCCAGCAACUCAGGAUCCAGUCCAGGUGACGACAGUAGCAACAGCAAGGAUUCUGAUUUCACCAUUGUCAGCCCACUGGACAUCUGAAUUUUCUUCCACUCAGCAUUGGCCUCCAUGUUGAUAGAAAACUUAUUAUCUGCACGCUAAUAAAAUUCUGUAUGGAUUGCUUGACAACUGCAACACUCCUUUUUCAGUCUGAAAAUGAUAUAAAGUUUACACUCCUUA
Carcharodon carcharias (great white shark) is the source of this 3014-nucleotide messenger RNA. RefSeq names its product TBC1 domain family, member 5 (gene tbc1d5). Gene Ontology annotation, molecular function: GTPase activator activity. The transcript is spliced from 25 exons. Gene Ontology annotation, biological process: activation of GTPase activity. NCBI's taxonomy places the organism in Eukaryota, Metazoa, Chordata, Chondrichthyes, Lamniformes, Lamnidae. The record is from RefSeq and is a predicted model, not a curated record. The coding region runs from base 351 to 2876 and encodes 841 amino acids.